Acanthoscelides obtectus is the source of this 1921-nucleotide messenger RNA. Lineage: Eukaryota; Metazoa; Arthropoda; Insecta; Coleoptera; Chrysomelidae. The record is from the annotation of a GenBank genome assembly.
UGACGGUACUGUUUUGUUUGUCAGCAGUGUCAGCGCCCGUUGUGGUUAUAUAUUUUGUGUUGCUCUUAUGGUGGUUAUAUUAUUUGAUAGUUACAUUCCCUUUUCCAUAUAAUUUUGGCGAGAAUACAGCAAAAAUGUCUUUAGCAGAUGAGCUACUAGCGGAUCUAGAGGAUAACGAUCAUGAUGAUAUAGAAGAUGAAUUGGCUACGGAUGAUGGAACUCCUGAUAUUCAGGAAGAAAAGCCAGACAUCAAAGACUUGAUGAUGGAUGUGGAUACUACACAAAUUAUGUCCGUAAGAGACCUUUGUAAACUUAGAGACUCCGAAAAAUUGAGGAACAUAAUGGAGCAGAUACAAGAUUAUGCCAUGAAAUCCCGAAGAGCCAUAGAUAUCAUAGGACCUGUAGAGCAAGACCCUGAAUACCAGCUUAUUGUAGAGGCAAAUAAUCUGGCACAAGAUGUGGAUAAUGAAAUCCUUGCUGUUCACAAAUUUGUCAGAGAUAAAUAUUCUAAACGAUUUCCAGAACUUGAGUCUCUAGUAGUAAAUCCAUUGGAAUAUGUACGUACAGUCAAAGAACUGGGUAAUGACUUGGACCAAGCAAAAAACAAUGAAAUAUUGCAACAAUUCUUGACCCAAGCAACAAUUAUGGUUGUGUCAGUGACAGCCUCUACAACGCAAGGAACAAUGCUGUCAAAAGAAGAAAAACAACAAAUAGAUGAAGCAUGUGAUAUGGCAAUGGAGCUUAAUAACUUCAAGCUGAGAAUCUAUGAGUGCUUCUAUUGCAGCUAAAAUCAUGGGUGUGGCAGGUGGUUUGACUAGAUUAUCAAAAAUUCCUGCAUGCAAUGUAUUGCUUUUGGGCCAGCAGAAAAAGUCUCUGUCAGGUUUCUCCCAAACAACAAUGAUACCACAUACUGGGUUUAUUUAUUAUUCUGAGAUUGUACAGAAUACGGCACCAGAUCUUAAAAGAAAAGCAACUCGUCUAGUAGCAACCAAAUCGACUUUGGCAGCAAGGGUAGAUGCUUGUCACGAAGCUCCAGAUGGUUCAAUUGGAAGGAGAUUCAGGGAUGAAAUUGAAAGGAAACUGGACAAACUGCAAGAACCGCCACCAGUGAAGUUUGUGAAGCCACUGCCAAAGCCUAUCGAUCAAUCGAAGAAGAAAAGAGGUGGUAAAAGGGUGAGAAAAAUGAAGGAGAGAUAUGCUUUGACUGAAUUCAGAAAGCAAGCAAACAGGAUGAACUUUGCAGAUAUUGAAGAUGACGCAUAUCAAGAGGACUUAGGCUACACUAGAGGCACAAUAGGCAAAACUGGUACUGGAAGAAUUAGGUUACCUCAAGUGGAUGAGAAGACAAAAGUGAGGAUAUCGAAAACUCUUCAAAAGAAUUUACAGAAGCAACAGAUUUGGGGAGGUAGCACUACAGUAAAGAAACAGAUCUCUGGCACAGCUUCCAGUGUGGCGUUCACGCCGUUACAGGGACUGGAAAUUGUGAAUCCGCAAGCAGCUGAAGUGAAAGUGAAUGAAGCAAAUGCAAAGUAUUUCUCAAACACUUCAGGAUUUUUGAAGGUGGAUAAGAAAGAUUGAAAUUCUUAUUUGUAAUCAACUUAUGAGUACAGUGAAUAAUGUCUGAUUAGGUGUAUUGUAAUGAAUGUAUAAUAAUUAAAGUUAUGGAAUUUCCAGUUUGCAACUUUUUACUCUUAGGCACUGUUUGCUCCAAAAGCAACCCAUGGAUACUAUUACUCGAGAAGAUAAACCCACGUGCAUACAAACAGUCUUAUCUCUUGGCACGCGCGGCCUCAGUCGGUGACUAAAAUUUCCAGAGAAUAUUUAUUAAUAUAUUUAAUUAUACUCUACCAACUGACAUUCCAAUUACUGGUGGAAAUACAGCAAGGUAACAAAUACACACUAUUUAAGCCCUAUGGUUACA